Molecule: messenger RNA, 2430 nt
Organism: Galeopterus variegatus (Sunda flying lemur)
Lineage: Eukaryota; Metazoa; Chordata; Mammalia; Dermoptera; Cynocephalidae
Gene: MTIF2
Product: mitochondrial translational initiation factor 2
Exons: 15
Coding region: 201-2384 (727 amino acids)
Biological process (GO): translational initiation
Molecular function (GO): GTP binding; GTPase activity; translation initiation factor activity
Source: RefSeq, a predicted model, not a curated record
ACAGUUCUCCCCGGUCCGGAAGGUGAUUUCGGUCGGGACUCAGAAUCCAGACGCUUGGGGCCCAUGUAGGAACCCGAAACCAAGUAAAUGAGGACUACAGGUAACAGGUGACUUGCGCAAUCACCAUAAGACUUGCUGGUGUAUGUCCAGAGUGGGUAUCCACCCAACGUUCUUUUGUUGCCUUUCUAGUCAGGAGAAACAUGAACCAGAAACUACUGAAGUUGGAUAACUUGCUGCAGUUUCACACUAUUUGUAGGCAGCUACACAGCCUGGGUCAAAGAAGAAUGUUAGCACAGUGGAGUCAUGGGUUUUCAUCUGCUUACCUGAUGUGGACACCUCAGCUGAAAGCCCGGCCCUGGCAAACAGACAUACUCCUUGGGGCUGCUUUAUCUCAGUAUAGGCUUCUAGUAACAAAGAAGGAAGAAAGACCACAAAAAUCUCAUUUACCUUCAACAAAAUCUAAAAAGGAGGUACAAGUAUGGAUUGGAAUGACUGUUGAGGAGCUGGCUAGAGCAAUGAAAAAAGACAUAGAUUAUAUAUAUGAAGCUUUACUGAACACUGCUAUUGAUAUAGAUUCUCUAGAAGCAGAUUCACAUUUAGAUGAAGUUUGGAUCAAAGAAGUGAUAAAGAAGGCAGGAAUGAAGUUAAAAUGGAGCAAAUUAAAACAGGACAAAGUCAGAGCAAAUAAAGACGCUGUAAAAAGGCCCCAGGCAGAUCCAGCUUUAUUAACCCCAAGGUCCCCAGUUGUUACUAUAAUGGGCCAUGUUGAUCAUGGGAAAACGACGUUACUUGACAAACUUCGAAAAACUCAAGUGGCAGCAAUGGAAUUUGGAGGCAUCACUCAGCACAUUGGGGCCUUUCUUGUAUCUCUGCCUUCUGGGGAGAAGAUAACGUUUCUUGAUACUCCAGGACAUGCUGCUUUCUCAGCAAUGAGAGCCAGAGGUGCUCGGGUCACAGACAUUAUCAUAUUGGUUGUAGCUGCAGAUGAUGGGGUGAUGAAACAAACUGUAGAAUCUAUUCAGCAUGCCAAAGAUGCUCAAGUUCCUAUUGUCCUUGCCAUAAACAAAUGUGACAAAGCCGAGGCUGAUCCUGAAAAAGUGAAAAAAGAGCUGCUGGCUUAUGAUGUGGUUUGUGAAGAUUAUGGAGGUGAUGUUCAAGCAGUGCAUGUCUCUGCACUUACGGGUGAUAACCUGAUGGCUUUGGCAGAAGCAACAGUUGCUCUCGCAGAAAUGUUAGAGUUGAAAGCAGAUUCCACUGGUCCAGUGGAAGGAACAGUAAUAGAGUCUUUCACAGACAAAGGAAGAGGUCCUGUUACUACAGCUAUAAUUGAAAGAGGAACUUUGAGAAGAGGCACAGUUUUGGUUGCGGGAAAGAGUUGGGCAAAAGUACGUUUAAUGUUUGAUGAAAAUGGAAAAACAAUCAGUGAGGCCUAUCCCAGCAUGCCAGUGGGAAUUACAGGCUGGAGAGACCUUCCUUCUGCAGGAGAUGAAAUUCUUGAAGUAGAAUCUGAGCCAAGGGCACGUGAAGUUGUUGACUGGAGGAAGUAUGAGCAAGAACAGGAGAAAAAUAAAGUUGAUCUGAAAAUAAUAGAAGAAAAGAGAAAGGAACACCAAGAAGCACAUCGGAAAGCCCGUGAAAAGUAUGGCACUUUGCACUGGAAGCAGAUAUCAUUUAAAAAGUACCUAGAAAGAAAAGAACAAAAACCAUUAAAGCCAAAGGAGAAAAUAGAAAGAGAUUCAAAUGUACUUCCUAUAAUUCUUAAAGGUGAUGUUGAUGGUUCCAUUGAGGCCCUUUUGAACGUUGUGGAUAGCUAUGAUGCUUCGCACGAGUGUGGACUAGAAUUAGUACAUUUUGGAGUGGGUGAUAUUAGUGAAAAUGAUGUUAACCUUGCUGAAACAUUUGAUGGUGUUAUAUAUGGCUUUAAUGUGAAUGCAGGCAAUGUUAUCCUGCAGUCAGCUGCCAAAAAAGGAGUAAAAAUUAAACUUCACAAAGUCAUUUACCGUCUUAUUGAAGAUUUGCAGGAGGAACUGAGCAGCAGAUUGCCCUGCAUUGUGGAAGAACACCUAAUAGGUGAGGCUUCUAUACUAGCUACCUUCUCUAUAACAGAAGGGAAGAAAAAAGUUCCCGUGGCUGGCUGCAGAGUCCUAAAGGGACAGUUAGAAAAACAAAAAAAAUUUAAAUUAAUCCGUAAUGGACAUAUUAUAUGGAAGGGCUCAUUAACCACAAUGAAACACCAUAAAGAGGACAUUUCAGUCAUCAAAACUGGAAUGGAUUGUGGUCUCAGUUUAGAUGAAGAAAAGAUAGAAUUUAAGGUGGGAGAUGAAAUUGUUUGUUAUGAAGAAAAGGAAGUUCCAGCAAAGACUUCUUGGGACCCAGGAUUUUAAAAUUAGAAACAUAAAUGACUAAAUGUUUUGCUUUAUUAUACAGCAA